AUGUAUCCACAGAAAGAAUUUGGAGAUUCGUCAAUAAGGCGAUUUAAACCUUCUUGGUUUAAUGACUUUUCUAAUUGGUUGGAAUACAGUAUAGCAAAAGAUGCUCUAUUUUGCUUUUAUUGUUAUCUUUUCAAACCAAAUAGUGAAGAACAUGGUGGUGGUGAUUCUUUUGUUGAUGGAGGGUUCUCAAAUUGGAAAAAGAAAGGAAGACUUCAAACUCAUAUUGGGAAAAGUGGUAGUGCACUCAAUCAAGCGCGAAUUAAAUAUGAGGCUCAAGGGCUUUCAUUUCGUGGAAAUGACGAAUCUGAAGAUUCAAGAAAUCAAGGGAAUUUUCUUGAACUAUUGAAGUGGUUAUGCGAUCAUAAUAAUGAGAUUAAGGCUGAUAUUGUGAGUGUUAUUGCAUUUGAAACACUUAAUGUUAUUAUGAAAGAUAUUGGUGAUGUAAAGGAGCAAAUGCCAAUUGUUUUACGCUAUGUAAAUAAGAAAGGACGAGCAAUGGAACGUUUUAUCGGUAUUGAACAUGUUUCAAGUACCACGGCUCUCUCACUUAGGGAUGCUAUUGAUCAUUUAUUCUCUAGAUUUAACUUAAGUAUAUCUAGUUUAAGAGAUCAAGGCUAUGGUGGGGCAAAUAAUAUGCGAGUUACACUAGCAAUUGUAGCUGUGGCAAACAAGCAUGCAGAUAUUGAAACAUUCUUUAAUCUAGUGAAUAAAGUUGUGAAUGUUGUAGGAGGAUCAGCAGAGAAAAAGAGGCUUGAAGUUGUUGAAUCAUUAAAUAUUGGUGAAAUCUCAAGUGGAAAGGGCCUUAAUCAAGAAACUGAUCUGAACUUGAUUCUCAUGUUUUCUGCUAUAGUUGAUGUCAUUGAGAUGAUUGCCACUAUGAUAUUAGUUGUGGAAAGAGAGGUGAAGUGCUCUGCAUCUCAUGAAAAAGGUAUUGGGUACAACAUUGAUGUUCUCAACAUGGAUGAUAUAUUUAUGCCCCUAGGUCGCUCACGGUGUAAUAAUCAAGGAAUGACAAAUCUGCAUCAUUUUCGUGUGGAUUUUUUCUAUGCUAUCAUUGAUUUGCAAAUUCAAGAAUUGAAUGAUCACUUCCCCAAGCUUGGUGCUUUUAAGAUUUUCAAGCAGGAUCCUGUCAUUACUUUCAUUAGGAGUGAACAGUGA
Messenger RNA from Olea europaea var. sylvestris, 1158 nucleotides. RefSeq names its product zinc finger MYM-type protein 1-like. The transcript has 9 exons. Bases 1 to 1158 code for a protein of 385 amino acids. Lineage: Eukaryota; Viridiplantae; Streptophyta; Magnoliopsida; Lamiales; Oleaceae. The record is from RefSeq and is a predicted model, not a curated record.